Messenger RNA from Endocarpon pusillum Z07020, 366 nucleotides. RefSeq lists its product as uncharacterized. The record is from RefSeq and is a predicted model, not a curated record. Gene Ontology annotation, cellular component: cytoplasm; prefoldin complex. The coding region runs from base 1 to 366 and encodes 121 amino acids. The transcript has 3 exons. NCBI's taxonomy places the organism in Eukaryota, Fungi, Ascomycota, Eurotiomycetes, Verrucariales, Verrucariaceae. Gene Ontology annotation, biological process: protein folding. Gene Ontology annotation, molecular function: protein folding chaperone.
AUGGCGAUUCCUAAUGCCGCACUUCAAAAGCUGCUUCAAGAAGUAGAAUCACAGGCAAUUCAAUCACAGCAGCAGAUCAAUAUCGUCAGAUCGCAGAUCAAUGUGAAGCAGCGUGACGCCAGACUCAAUCAGCUCACUUCCACAGAAUUGAGCCAACUCCCCAGAACAACUAAAGUGUACGAAGGACUGGGCAAAAUGUUUGUUGCAACACCAAUCUCAACCGUAGAUGCACGGCUAUCGAAAGAGUCACAAACUCUGAAGUCGGAAAUUGCAGCGCUGGAGAAGAGGCUUCAUUACUUGGAAACGACCCACAAGAACAGCCGCGAACACAUCGAGAAGAUUUUGCAGACAGGUGGACGCGGUUGA